Paramecium primaurelia is the source of this 746-nucleotide messenger RNA. The record is from the annotation of a GenBank genome assembly. NCBI's taxonomy places the organism in Eukaryota, Ciliophora, Oligohymenophorea, Peniculida, Parameciidae.
AUGUGCUAUCGUUUUAAUAUUAAAGAUAGAAUCAUUGAUUUGGCUUGUCCAAUAGACUAUCAAUUAUACAUAGAGAGAUUAUAAACCCUUAAAAAUGAGUAAUUAAUUCUAUUGAUAAAAUUAGGAGUUUUCCUUUGGUUUAAAUCAUUAGUUUAGAAUAAGAUAGCUAUUUAUCUAAUGAGAUGAUUGAAUAAGAUGAGGAAUGGCAAGAAAGUCUAUCAAAAGGCUAUUUCAAAAUAAAUUCAGAGAUUUAAGAAAUCUAAUAAUUAAAUGAAUAACUUUAACAUAUGUCAAUAUCUGAAAUCCAUUAAAUUGAUUAUCAUAAAUGUUACUUUUGUGAUGAUAAUUUGGAAUAUAAAAAAUACUUUAGAUGCAUAAUAUGCAAUGACUUUUAGAUUUGUGAGGAAUGCAAUACUCAUAAGAGAGAAUAAGAACAUCCUAAUAAUCAUAUAUUUAUUUAAUGUAAUCAUGUGAUAGAAUGGAAUAAACUUAAAUAAGAUUCAUACAUUAAAUUAAUGAAACAAAAAGUAGAUCUCUUAAAAUACUUUAAAAUACAUUCAGUUAAUAUUCAUGAAUAAAUUACAUGUGAUGGUUGUGAAAAUUCACCAAUUUUAGGUUAUCGUUAUUAAUGCUGUGAAUGCUCAGAUUUUGAUUUAUGUAAAAUUUGCAUCAAAGAGUUCAAACAUGAUGAAACUCAUAACUUUAUUUAAUUAACAACAAACAUUGAGUUUUUGUAAUUACAAUGA